This is a messenger RNA of Pelobates fuscus (common spadefoot toad), 1412 nucleotides long. It is a transcript of the gene QRFPR, whose product is annotated as pyroglutamylated RFamide peptide receptor. Gene Ontology annotation, cellular component: plasma membrane. Bases 80 to 1354 code for a protein of 424 amino acids. Gene Ontology annotation, biological process: G protein-coupled receptor signaling pathway; cellular response to hormone stimulus. The transcript is spliced from 6 exons. The record is from RefSeq and is a predicted model, not a curated record. Lineage: Eukaryota; Metazoa; Chordata; Amphibia; Anura; Pelobatidae. Gene Ontology annotation, molecular function: neuropeptide Y receptor activity; peptide binding.
CAUCACCAAGAGAGCUGUAUUAAGUGGAUCUGUUUGGUUCCUUUAACUUGUUUGGCCACCCAUCCCGGACACAGAGCCAAUGCAUUCCCUUAACAUCACCUCUGAGCAGUUUGCCAGGCUACUGCAGGAGAACAAUGUAACCAGGGAGCAGUUUAUUGAGCUUUACGAGCUGAAGCCUCUCAUCUACAUCCCAGAACUUCCUUUCCACACUAAAAUCGCAUUUGUGAGCAUGAGUGUGCUGAUCUUCGUGCUGGCUCUCUUUGGGAACUCUCUGGUCCUUUAUGUCGUAACCAGGAGCAAAGCAAUGAGAACAGUUACGAAUAUAUUUAUCUGCUCCUUGGCUCUGAGUGAUCUGCUCAUAGCUUUCUUCUGCAUUCCCUUCACCAUGCUGCAAAAUAUCUCAUCUAACUGGCUGGGAGGUGCUUUUGCAUGCAAGAUGGUUCCGUUCGUCCAAUCUGCGGCCAUUGUUACUGAAAUCCUGACAAUGACAUGUAUUGCUGUAGAAAGACACCAGGGAAUUAUACACCCAUUAAGAAUGAAAUGGCAAUACACAAAUCAAAGAGCUUUUACUAUGCUUGGUGUCGUGUGGCUAACAGCAGUCCUUGUUGGUAUACCCAUGUGGCAUGUACAGAGACUGGAGAUUAAAUAUGACUUUCUAUUUGAAAAGCAAUAUGUUUGCUGUUUGGAAAAAUGGGCUAGUCAAGUUCAUCAGAAAAUCUACACGACAUUUAUUUUAGUGAUUCUUUUCCUCCUACCGCUCACAUUGAUGCUUCUUCUCUAUAGUAAAAUUGGCUAUGAACUUUGGAUUAAAAAAAGAGUUGGAGAUGCUUCAGUACUUCAAACCAUUCAUGGAAAUGAGAUGUCUAAAAUAUCUAGGAAGAAGAAGCGCGCAAUCAUAAUGAUGGUAACAGUGGUAGUUCUUUUUGCAGUCUGCUGGGCCCCAUUUCAUGUUGUUCACAUGAUGAUAGAAUACAGUAAUUUUGAAAAUGAACAUGAUGAAGUUACAAUCAAGAUGAUAUUUGCCAUAGUACAAUUAGUUGGCUUUUUCAACUCUAUCUGCAAUCCCAUUGUAUAUGCUUUUAUGAAUGAGAAUUUCAAGAAGAAUUUCUUGUCUGCAAUAUGCUUUUGUUGUGUCAAAGACACUUCACCCUUAAGGAGGGCUGGAAACUCCGGUAUCACAUUAAUUCAACAAAAAGCAAGUUUUGCUCGGAGAGAAACUACGAGUGAAGACACCAGGAGGGAGGCAUUCAGCGAUGGUAAUAUCGAGGUCAAGUUUUUUGAUCAGCCCGUUUCUAAAAAGACUACAAAACGACAACUUCACUUGUUUGUGUCAGAACUCACUGUCCACUCAUGAGAAGAAAAACACAAAAAGACCAUGAAUAUAUAUUUUUAAUGUAGUUACAAUUGAUGUA